UUGUUUUGCAUUGAAUAUGGCUGCCAUAUUUAGUUUAGAUGUCUGUUUUCAAAUGGAUAUCGGUGAUUAGUGAAGAAUUAAUGUAGUUAUAACGCUGAAUAGGGGUGAAUUGAGUGAGAAUAUUACGAAUUAUUCGUUUCUGCAUAAUGGAGGAUGAAAUUCCAGUUACCUUUCCAUACUUUUAUGGGAAAUGUUACUGUUUACAUCGGUGAUUGGAAACUUUCCUUCAUUCGAUGUCAUUUUAAGUAAACUUCGCAGAACUGGCAUCACAAUUCGAAUUAAACCAAUGCGUUGGUGGUUCUUCCACCAAUUUAUUUAUAUAUCCACAAAAUGUUAAAAACAUGAGUUUAUGUAUAGAUGGUAAUAAUGUGCUCACCAGUCAGGUGAGCACAUCAUCUGCAAUACAACUGUCUGAAAAAUCCCCAAAUGAAAAUGCUCCAAUACUGACAACAGCGACUACUCCAAUAUCUAGUCCAAUUGAAUUAAAUGAUACUCAGCAUCAGCAAUUUUUCAAUAAAAAGACUGUUACCAAGCUAUUAGUCUCGAAUCAAACAUCAGUUGUUGGAAAUGUUACUCCAGUUUUACAAAAAAUAUCGAAUCCCCCAGUGAUAACAGUUCUAAACUCCGCUGGAGGCCCUUUGACAGUAUUGAAGACAAUAUGUGUAACAUCAGGGGUUUCUAGUGCACCACACUUCUCGUUAGUGAAUAAUCAAUCUUUGACUGUAACAAAUGCAGUCGGGAAGACACCAACCAUAACAUUACUUAAUACCCCAGUUACUGUUGUGAAAAUGACUCCUCCUCAAUCCCAAAAUGUCGAAAACAAACCUUUGGACAAUACCAAUUGUUCUGUGAGUACACAGAAUGUGUCCACGAUAAUAGAAAACAGAGCUCACAAUGUUUUUGUGAAAAAUACUUGUUCAGAUUCUUCCGUAUCUGACGUACAACAAGGACACAAAUUUCUAACUGCUAAUAGUUUUUCUCAAACUAACGUAUUGACUAGUAUCCCAACGACAAGCGGAAAGGCAGUUAAUAAUCAGAGAAGUAAAUUGAAGAUAUUGAGUAAUGUAGUGGUACCGUCUAUGACAAGUGCUUCGAAUAUCCAGCCAUCAACAAAUCAAAUUAUGACAAAACCAAACUCUCAACCCCAACAACAGCAAAGAUUAGUUCCAAGGCAAAAAGUCCUGGGUCCUAAUGGAAAUCAACCGAAGUAUAUAAAUAAAUUGGCGAAUAACAGCCAGCAACAAAAAUCAGUAUGUAACUUAAAACAGAACACGGAAAAGGCUCAGCAGCAAGCUAAACUCUUGUAUCCUACACAUAAGAGCCAAAUCAAGACUUUACCGCCUAUGAACAAUUAUAUGACUAAGCCAAGUAUGAAACCGUUAAAUUCUCAACAGCCAAAGAAUAUUCCUGCUCAAGUCCAGAGAACAGGUUCUGGUUUAAGAACGAUACCACCUCAAAGGCCUCCUAAGCUUCCAAACAAGUUGAACUAUAUCGGAAAACAUGCAGUUCAGGCUCAAAAAAUCAAACACGGUCAAAAUCGCUUUAACAAACCUCUAAAGCAGCCUGCGCCUGCUUUUUACAACAGCUGUGUCCCAUCGGCUCAUUCUAAUAAACAGUUGGCCUUCAAUCAAGCCUUGACAGCUGAAAUUUUAGAAACUCUAGGUAAUAAAACUGGACCUACCACCAGCUACCAGAGUAGUAAAGGCUACGAAAUAAUGCCCAACAGAUAUUCUACACCUUACGAAGAGCAAACACUGGAAUCUAUGAAAUAUGAGGAUAAGUCAAAGUCUGGUUUGGACGCUUUAUCCUUGAUAUGUCAGGCCGUUUUACUUGAUCACAACUAUAAUGCAACCUUACCGCCAGAUUCUCCCACUAGGACUGUUCCCCUGACGAGUAAUCCAUUGCAACCCAAUGGUAUGACCGGCACUAUGCUGAUUUAUUCGCCAGGGGGCAGUUCUAAGAACAAAUAUCCGCCAGAUCGAAGUAAGAUACUCGAGCCGUUGCCGUCUGGAUCAGAUCUAAAACGUGGAUCUUUUCUAGAAAGAACACUUUCUUGCUCAAACACGAUAUCCACAAGUUCCAGCUUGACAAAUAUCUCUUCUUCGUUGCCAAGCAAUAGCACAUCUUUGGUUAACCUUCAAGACGACGAUGCGGCUUCCGAUAUCAGCGAUUGCUCAGAUAGAAAACACGAUACAGAAGGCGAAGAAACUGAUACUGCUCCAGAAGCUGAAGCCGUCAAUAACGAUGAGCUUUACGAUCAUUACGGAGACUAUGUGACUAGAUGUAUAUGCGGUUUCUUACAUGACGAUGGUUACAUGGUGGAAUGUGAUCAAUGUAAAGUGUGGCAGCACGUACAAUGCGUUGUUAAGAAUAAACAGGUACCAGACGAGUAUCUUUGUGAAAAGUGUAAUCCGUCGAAACCAGUCGAUCCCCAAAAGGCCAGGAUGAUCCAACAGCAGUGGCUGAAGGAAAGACAACUACCGGAGAUGAAGAAUUUCAAAAAAGACAUCAAAAUGAAGGAGAAUCCCAAGUUGAAGGAAAUCCCGUCGGAUACUGAUUCUUCAGACGCGGAAAAUCCGAAAAAUAACAAUAAUACAGUCAACACUAAAGGGAGAACGCCAACGACGCAAAGGAAAAAAACGGAAAAACCGUUGACCAAGCAAAAAAAGGAACUGAAAGAAUCGAACUUGCAAAGAAAGAGUUUCAAGAAACGGGAAAGGAAGUUGAUACGAAGAAAGAGUAAGUUACAAACUAAAAAGGAAGAAGACGAAAAUCGCGAAUCUCUCUCGAUGACGCAACUGCCCCAACUCAGGCAGUGGAUCGAGAAUUACGAGGAAGCCGUCACCAAUCACUAUUCGCCCGAACUACGAGCUCGAAUAUCCAACAUCAGGGUGAACGGAUCUCAGAACAUCGACACGUCGGUACCGUACGAUCCUUCAGUGAACAAGUGCAGGGUUCACACUCUACCUUUGACCGAUCUGAAAUAUCUGGUAGCUACCGAAGAUGUAUCGCCCGACUCUUCGAUCAUCGAACUGAGGGGUAAAUACAUGCUGAGCAUUCAACAUCGGAAUCCGGGAGGGAACUUGAACACGCGACAGCACGCCCAGAGGCCUGGGCCGUUCUUGUUUUUUUACCGUCUCAACAAAGAUAACACAGAGGUAUGUGUCGAUACAAGGACUUAUGGAAACGUGGCAAGGUUCGUGAGACGUUCCUGCAAACCCAACGCGGAACUGAGACACUGCAUCGAGAAGGGCGUUUUGCAUCUGUUCAUAGUGGCCAUCUUCAGGAUCGAAAAAUGCGCUGAAAUCACGAUAAAACACGAAUCUCACGACUUGGCCGCCAUCGGUACCACUCAGAUCUCUUGCUAUUGCGGCAACCCGGCCGAAUGUAAAGUGAACAAGACUACAGUGAAAAGGAACGGAGAGGCAGUGGCGGAGGUGUGUAGAAAGAAGAGAGGCAGGAGGACGGCGUCCAUCUCGACGCCCUCCGAACCUGAAACGCCGCCCGUUGCUCCGAAAGAGGAGGCUCCCGUCUGCGAACCUUCUCCCCCGGCGGUGCAAGCGCCCGCUCCCCGUUCUCCGAGCCCGGUGAAGAUCAAGGUUGAAAAAAUGGAAGAGGAGGUCCAAAACGACGUGAAAACGGAAGAGGACAUUGAAGUGAAGGAAGAAAUCCUGGACGUUAAGGAAACCGAAGUGGUACCUGUUAAGGAAGAAAGACCCGUGACUCCGGUCGAAGAAAAGGACUCCCCAGUACCUGAUGAAACGUCCGAAUCUGACGAGAAAGACGUGAAGAAAGAGGAGAAGGAGAACGAGUGUAAAAAGAGCCCGGUUUCCGUUUCCACUAGAAGGUCCUCCCAGAACAAAGGGGAAAAGGAGAAGGACGAUGAGAAGCCUGCUACAAAACAAGAAAAAAGCAAGAACAAGAAACUGAGUCGUGAAGAGAGGAAAUUAGAGGCGAUCCUGAGGGCCAUUGAACAAAUGGAAAAGGCCAAUCAGAGAAAGCAAGAACACAAACAAACGAAACAUGUACAAAGGAGAGAAUCCGAACCGUCUCCAUACAGCAAGGAGGAGGAGAAAACCGCCGAUCUUAAGCAAAAGAGGAAACGAAGGAAAGGGAGAGCGAGGACGACGAGCACACACAGCACGACGAGAAGGGACAGAUUGAAUUCUGGCGAUUCGUAUUUCACGUCCGGAGACGAGAAUAUGCUGUCCCCGAACGACGGUAUACACCCUAAGAAAGCCGAUGAAACAACAGACGAUAGUACAUCGGGAAAACACGAAGGGUUCCUGUUAACUUUCUCCAACAAAGACGAAACCGGCAAGAGAGACAAAUCCCCGAUCAGAGAGAACGACUCGAAUUCGAAUUCCGCCCAUUCUUCGCCGGAAACGCCGCUGUCUCUGGCCUGUUCCCUGGUACAGGCCGCCGUCGAACCCUUGGAGUCCGGAUUCAAGUUUCCGAAAACCAAGAAGGGCAUGAUGAACGAAUGGCUCAACAAGACGCCGGAAGCCGUUCAGACCGCCACCUCCAGUCCUUUGUCGUUACAUAUCCAGAACGCGGAAGCCGAGAUGAACGCCAAUUUCAACGCUCCGUCGAAGAUCGUCGCCAGCGAAUCCGCCCCCAAGGGAAGCGCUAAAAAAAGAUGGCUCAGGCAGGCGAUCAGCGAAGACAAAUGCGACAGUCCUCAAGAAUCUCCGCCAAUCAGCGACAUGGUGGCCCCGCCGAAGAAGAGACGUCUACCGAGAGAAUCCAUAUCAAACGACAACACCCCACCCUCGACCCCCACGAGUUUGGUGCCCCCCGAAAAUAGGAUGGACUGUGAGGCCGCCGGGGGCCCUUCGCAGGAACCGCGCUCUUUCCACCUCCUGUACGAAGACUGCGUCGAUAGCCAGAAGGAGACCCUGGAAUCGGAUCACGUUUUGAAGGAGAGGGCGGCGGAGAUGAAACAGGAAUUCGGCAAGACCCUGACGACGCCGGAGAUCAAUCAGAGACCGGACACCCUGUCUUUCGGAUGUCUGAUGGAUCCUAGGUUGAGGAAUCACCAUUUCGCCAACAGCGAACACCUGGUUGGCACCGUCGAGAAGACCCUCAGCAUCCUGGGAUUCGAAGAACGGAAGCCCGAGGUUCCCCCGAUAAGACGAAAGUUGUCCAUAACAGAAUACCGACAGCGAAAGAAACUGAACAACAACGAAGUAUGUGAUAAAUCCGAAGAGACGGGCAACGCGGAAGACUGCGUCAACGAGGAGAACAACUCCUCGGAAUCGUUUCAGAUGUCUUCCGCACGUCCGAGGGCUAACAGUCCGAGCAGUUCGUCGAGCUCGUCUUCGGACGACGAAACGUCUGUGAUUACCGAAUUACCGGCAAAAGUGCCCGCAUUCAAUUCCGAACCGACGGAACUGGAGAGGCAGAGAGAAAUGCAGAGCUUGAGGUUGAAGAAGGCAUUCGGAUUGUCCAUAGACGUUGAACCCAAAAAGCCAGCCAUAACCGGAGAUUCAAUUUUCAAGAGCGAGUUAACGGCGCCGCCCCUGAUCAAAUCUUUCACCAUUCUCGACAGCCCCGGCUACCCCACCCCGUCCGGCAGCGAAAUCUCGGACGUGAACAAAUCCACAUUGAAUUCUCCCCGACUUCACGCCAUCCUGACGCAGACCGACCGUCCCGGUCUGUCGCCAAAUAUGACGGAACAGGAGAGAGACUCUCCCGUCGUCGACGAUAAGACGAUCGACGGACGAACCACCCCAAUCACCGAUGAACGACAACCCGAAGACGUAGUCAUGACGGAAAUUCCCGAAAAAGAGAUUGUCGACGAUAAGGAGACGUCCAGCGCGGAAGAAGUGAUGGACUUUGAGGAGGCCCCCGAAGAAGAUGAAGAAGAUGACGACGAGGCGGAAAUCGGGGAGAAAGGAGUGAAACCUCAUUUGUUUUACACCCCCGACGAAGAAGAAGAGGAGGAAGAGGUUGAGGAAAAGGAGUUUCCGGAAACUGAGAGCGUCAGUUACGUACCUCCCUUCAAUAAUCCCAUUUAUCCGAGUAUCAGUUACACCUCUGUUAUCGACGAGGAAGGUCGGUACGAGGGUCGCAACCCUUCGCCGCCCCCUUCUCAUUUAUAGUCGGAUGACGUAGAAACUUGAGAAUAAUCUAGAAUUUCAAUGUGAAAAGGUGGAUGUGUGCAAUCGAGACUUGUUCCGAAUCGUCGAGAUUUGGGAGCACUGUAUAUAGUUGUUUUAUUUUCGGAGAUUUAUUUUUUAAAUAUAUUUAAGUGAAGAUGAAAUUGCUUAAAAGAUAUUAUGGUCUGACUACUGAGGAAAUAUGUAGGAGUACGUUUUGUUCUUUUUUUUUUUAACCGAGUUGCUUUAUUUUUGUAGAUUAUAAUGUAAGAAAUGUAAACUUUGUAAAUAACCUUAACCAAUAAGGAGAAUUAUGGAAUUAGUUUCAAUUUGGUACAACAUUUCACAAAUGGCAUGAAAUAUUUAUUGUUUUGUUGAUGUUAUUAUUUAUUUAUUUCAAAAUUUAUGUUGGAAUGUAUAUGAUAUACAAAUGUAUUUAUUCGUUGGGGGGUUUGGAUGGACGACUAAGUUAACAGUCUGUUACAUAUUUGUUGAAUCCGUUUUCGACUCAAGAAAAUUAUCUAUAACUUCCACUGGAUGUUUUAAACGUGGGUAAUCCAGAAUCUACUUUGAAGAUACAAUUAUAAUUCUGGAUGAAAUCGCCUUUCGAACAUCAUUUGGGACACGUAAAACUAAAUUUGCAAGAGUGUAACAUGGACGAAUCUUCGUCCAAACCCUCCAAUCUUGAGAAAUUAAACCAGUGAUAGUUGGCCAUUCAAAAUGUAUAUAAAAUUUUAGAGUUCUUGCCACUUGUGGAACAUGUAUAUAACUGUUUAUACAUGUUAUAAAUUUAAAGUACAAAAUUGGUUUAAGAGUUGAUCUCGUCUUUUAAGAGUAGAAGCUUUUUUAUUUUUUCUAUAAUGAUAGAAUUAAAAGAAUAAUUAUUUGUAUUAUUAGGAAAACAGGUGUUCACACGACUUUAUACCAAGGCGGGAAUUAUGUUAUUUCGUUCUUUCAGCAGAAGCUAUUUCAUUUUUGUUCGGCAUCUUGUUUUCGUUUCCGAUAGAAUUAAUGUUUGAUUCAAAAUUUAAGUUAAAUAUAUCGUUCUUUCAUCGAUAUGACGGUUACACCUGUAUCGUGUCAGCUUAAGAAUUAUUUUGUUUUAUUUUAUCUUGUUGUGCUUUCUCUUCUUAAAAGUUGUUUUUGUUUCGAGAUAAAUUCCCUAAACUGUUUAUGGGCAAUUCGAUUAAUAAGUUUCCUUCGAAAUGAAGUAACUCAGAUCAUUCAGUGUUUAUUUCAGUUACUGUUGGUUAUUCAGAAUAAUCUAUUAAAUACUUCCAAUCGUUCCAGUACAUUGAGUUUUGUUUCAAUUAUUCAUUAGUGAUAAGGAAUUGUCUGAACAUCACAAAAUUUUAUGGAAGUCGUUGAUCCCAGUGUAAAUAAUUAUUGUAAAUAUAUAAUAUAUUUAUAUAUGAAGCUGUAAAUUCAACCGUACUACUUGACAACAAGGUUAUACCAGUGUUUUUGUUAGUAUUAAUUUAUUUAUUUCUUUACUUCACUAAUGAAGGAAUAACAGAAGGAUUCUUAAGUGUGUAAAUAUUUCAUUCUUUUUUUACUUCCGUUAGAAAUAUCUUUUCGUACUAGGGUGAGAGAGCCACAUUUGAGCUGUAAAGAAUUUAAAUCUGACCUGGAAGUAAAAUGUAGAAUCGGAGUCUGAAAAUGCGUCAAAUAUUAAUUUUAUUAUCGGGAUGCAUAUAAUUUUUGAAGGGUGAUUACAUCCCCUAGGUUGAACCAGAUUUAAAUUGAUCAGUAUUUGUUGGAUUAUUAAGUUUGGCGAUAAUAAAAAUAAUAUUGACGCAGUUCAUUCAAAGUAUCAAGUGUCAUUCAACGAUAAAAUUAAGAUAUAGAAUAUUUUAAUAUAUAUAUAUAUGAUACAGCUGUAUAUAAUACAUAAUUUGAUGUUGGUACGAACUUUCGUACAAUUAAUAAUAAAUUGAGAUAAUUUAAA
Molecule: messenger RNA, 8049 nt
Organism: Coccinella septempunctata (seven-spotted ladybird)
Lineage: Eukaryota; Metazoa; Arthropoda; Insecta; Coleoptera; Coccinellidae
Exons: 20
Coding region: 342-6104 (1920 amino acids)
Molecular function (GO): protein binding
Source: RefSeq, a predicted model, not a curated record